AUGAGUAUUGAUCUUAGUAGUUUAGAGGCACAUGAAACCAACUUACUGAACGAAAUAGCAAAUUUAGAGAAGCAACUUUCAAAAGCAGUCGAAAUUAAUAAUCAGCUUGAAGCCUCAGCACUUCUUCAAUCUUAUAUUUAUUAUAAACAAGAACGUCCAAAAAGAUUACAGUCUGUUUUUCAAGAAAUGGAAAAAUCAUUAUAUAAAACUGAAGACGAAUUGACCAAAGAAACACAUGAAUUAAACAGUCAAUCUGAGGAUCUUGAACGCGAAUCAAAACAAAUCCAUACAGAAUGCGAAAAUAAAAGGAAAAAGCUAGCUGAUUUACUUAAAGAAAUUAGUAAAAUGCGUGAAACUGCAAAACCUAUCGAAAUUACACCUCCUUCAUUUGACAAAAUGUGUUCUCGUCAAGUGGAACAGCUGGCUAGACAAUUUGCUGCCACUGUUGGAGAUGUUAAUGAAGAAGAUUUAAUUAUGUUUCUCGCAAGAGGAAAAUCAGAUAUUGAUAUCGAACAAAUUAUCGAAAAGGCGCGAGCAUUAGGACAAGCACGAUACCAAGUUAAAUGCAUGAGCUUAGUUAUCGAAUGUUUAGAAAAGGCUAAUGAAACUUUAAGAAAUUUGGAUUAUGAUGAUUUUCAUAAUACUGCUGAUGGUGCAACAACUUUAUCGAAUACAUUAGAUUACAUUUCAAAUCAGCUGUCAACAAUAGCUCAAGAAGCGGAUACAAUUCCUGUUUCUUCAAAUGUCCAACAACAAAUGGAUGAAAUUAACGAAUUACAAGAAAAGCUUCGCCAGCUUAGACAGAGAUUAAUAAAUGCCCUUUCAUCAGAUUCUGCUUUCCCGAUGCCCCCAGAAAUAUCUAAUUCUGAGAUGGAGAAAGAAGCGAUGAAGGAAUGCAUUAACGCACUUAAGCAAUCAUCUCAGUCGUUUAUAGAAUACUUAAAUAGAAUUGAUUCAGAAAAUAUUAUCGAUACAAGGAUUGCAACAGAAGAUGAAAUACGUAAUAUUCUUCAGAGAUAUGAAGAACUGAAGCAACUUACUGUAAAUUAG
Messenger RNA from Trichomonas vaginalis G3, 1050 nucleotides. RefSeq names its product GAT-like domain family. Bases 1 to 1050 code for a protein of 349 amino acids. NCBI's taxonomy places the organism in Eukaryota, Parabasalia, Trichomonadida, Trichomonadidae. The record is from RefSeq and is a predicted model, not a curated record. The transcript has a single exon.